Messenger RNA from Anastrepha obliqua, 2098 nucleotides. RefSeq names its product coiled-coil domain-containing protein 13. The record is from RefSeq and is a predicted model, not a curated record. Gene Ontology annotation, biological process: cytoplasmic microtubule organization; non-motile cilium assembly. The transcript has 4 exons. Lineage: Eukaryota; Metazoa; Arthropoda; Insecta; Diptera; Tephritidae. Gene Ontology annotation, cellular component: centriolar satellite. Bases 72 to 1994 code for a protein of 640 amino acids.
UGUAUGCGUCUAUCUUUCAUAAUAAAAUAACAUAAUAUAUUUGCAUAAAUAGUUAUAUAUUUUUAUACUAAAUGGAUAUUAUACAGAAGGUGGAUCAGGCUACAGUCACUGAGACACCGCAGGCUAAGCGCCGCAGCAAAGAAAAAUUGGCGAAAAUCAUUGAAGAUAUUGGCACAAGUAAGGAUGAUCCAGCUAGGGAUGGGAGAGCUAAAAAAGCCCCUAAAGUUCCGCUGAAACAAAAAUUGAUUGAGGUUUCCGAAGAGAACCAAAAUUUGAGCAAUUCCAUUACUGCGAAAAAUGCAGAAAUCUCCGAUUUAAAACGUUCAAUACAGUGUCUAAAUGAAGUGCUAAACUCAGUGCCCAUUGACGAGUUGCGUUGCAAUUCGUCUAUAGCAAGCUCGAAGUUAUUGGAGUUAAGUAAAAAGAAUCGCGUACUUCGUGCUGAGCUGGAAACUACUAAAAAUCAAGUUAGCAAAAAAGAUGUGCAAAUUAAAAAAUUGGAACGCGAACUAAAGCAUGCCGAAGAUAGGCUGCGCAAUGGAGUUGCCGAAACUCACAAGGACCCAUCAGAUGAGCUGCGCGCCAAAUUAAGUACUGUACAGCAGAAAUUAUUUGAAACGCGAAAUAAAAAUACCGAAUUACAAAAUCAGCUCAAGCUUGCACAAAAAUGUCUGCAACAGGAAAUCGGUGAGCAUUUUAAUUUGACUACACUGAACUCACAGGCACAGAACUUCAACUGGCGUGGCCGCGCACAACAAAUCUUGCAUCUACAGCAGAAAGUUCAUGAAUUAAAAGAGCGCCUGGACAUGGUAGAUAGGCAUACCAUUGAUGGUCGACCCAUUGCCUUUGGCAAUGAUGGCACAACCACAAAGAGUUCUGGUGAUCGUUCGCUAAGCCAUGAGGAAGCCAGGGAGACACUGAAUGCGAGUACCACCUCGUUUGAUCGCUACAACACAGUCGUACGAAAAACUGAAAUAUUGCAUCGCGCUAAAGUUGAAGGUCUCGAAAAAGAAAUUGCCACUCUAAAAGCACAACUGGAAGAGCAACGUGGUAAAGUCUUGGCGCUGAAGGUGCGUAACAAAACACUCAACGAAGAUGUGCUGAGGUUUAAGAUCAAGGCGAAUACGCUGGAGGUACAAACAGAUUACAAUGGCUUGAAUUUAACGAAUAUGAAUGAAAAGAUGAAUGUGCAACGUUACCACUACGAAAAUCGUUUGGAAGAGAUGACACGGCAAUUAAACGAUUUGAAGCGAAUACAUAAGGAGGGAGAGUUUCGAGAGGAGGAAAUUCGCUUGAAGCUGGAAAAUAUGGAAAACUUAAUACAAAACAAAGAUACACAUAUUGAUGAGUUGAAUCAGAACAUAGCGCAUUUGGAAACUGAUCUGAAAGCUUUAGCAGGCGAUUUUCUUUUUUCAUGUCGUGAGCUGCGCAAGGAAGAAUUCAUCACUAUACUCGAUUCAUUGGAAGCUGAAAAAAAUGAACUACUGAAACAUAAUAAAAUACUAGUUACGCGUAGUGAACAGGAUCGUGUCAAGAACGAAGCGCUUCAUGAUCAGGUGGCCAAACAGAAAGUGCGAAUUUCACGUUUGGAAUCGCGUAUCCGGGAGCUUGAGAAGGAAGUCGAAAUACAUUCAGAGCGCAAGAAACGCACGCAACGCAUUGCCGACUAUGUGAACAGUAUGAGUUCGGUAUCGUCGAUAGGCACCUUCGUUUUUGAGAAUACUUCGCUGAGUAACUUAUCGAAUACGGAGGGCGACGAUAUGACACCAGCACAAAUUUACCAAAUGAGACAUGAACUCGAAUAUGCCAAAGAGAAGCUAACAUACUUAACGGAGAAAGUGAUGCAUUUGCAGGAAGAAAAAGAAAACGAUGCACGCGCUUUUGCGGAUAUAAUAAGCAGUUCCAAAAGUGUUGUGUUGGAGACAAUAUUGGGCAAUCGGAGUAAUACUACGUUGUCAGUGCAGAUCAAUACUGAGGGAUCGGGACGGGCUUAGCGAGCAUUCAUAAACUUGAAAUAUGAAAUUUUUGUUUGGUGCUAGCAUUCAAAAAUAUUCGGAAUUGAGAUGUAUGGGCGUGAAUAUAUGGAUGAGAGUCGUAA